This is a messenger RNA of Bemisia tabaci, 2798 nucleotides long. Its product is annotated as neuferricin. Gene Ontology annotation, cellular component: membrane; endomembrane system. NCBI's taxonomy places the organism in Eukaryota, Metazoa, Arthropoda, Insecta, Hemiptera, Aleyrodidae. The record is from RefSeq and is a predicted model, not a curated record.
GCUUCUUGGAAUCUAAACACCGAUUAUGGACCUUACAUUGUUAUUUGCCAAAUUCUCACAAUGCUGAAACUAUCAAUAAUCGUAGCUUGUAUCUCCAUACUUUUAUUUUACCUGUACUCCUUUAACAAUCUAGCAAUUCUCAUCCCUAGCUUAAUGAAAUUUGCAAGCGAUGUUCGCCACUCAAUCGUUCGAUUCAGCGAAGAGUUUAUCAAUGAGAAAUAUUUAAAGAAUACAGCGUCAUCCGAGAGGUUGUUCAGCAUCUCUGAUUUGAGUGAUUUCAAUGGAGAAACCAGAAAGGAGCUGUACUUAGCUAUCCUCGGAAAUGUCUUCGAUGUUACGCAAGGCCAAAAAUUUUAUGGACGUGGAGAAUCAUAUCAUCACUUUAUUGGAAAAGAUGCAAGCCGAGCAUUCGUCACUGGCGAGCUCUCAAAAUCUAUGGAUAAUGACGAUGUGGCUGAUUUAUCUCUCCAGGAAAUUAAAUCAAUACAUGAUUGGUUGAACUUCUAUCAUGACAAAUAUCUAUACAAAGGAAAACUGAUUGGCCGAUACUAUGAUGCAACUGGUUCUCCAACUGAUUAUAAUUUCAAGAUUCAAGGUUUAAUUGAAAAAGCCUUAAUAGACCAAGAUGCUGAGUUGGAGGAAAAGAAGAAAUUUCCCCCGUGCAAUGUUGAGUGGAGCGAAUCAACUGGGACCCGUGUAUGGUGCUCAAAAAAAAGUGGUGGUAUCGAGAGAGAUUGGGUUGGAGUCCCACGUAAACUCUACACUGCAGGAGAUACAAAACCUCGCUGCGCAUGCAUCAACUUGCGCAGUAAGGAGAAGGAGAUGGUGCAAAAAGGAACUUUAAGGGACAAGAAUCUUGAAGAAUACAAAAACUGUGAUCCAAAAGCUACCUCAUGCAUUGUCAUUGACUAGUGGUAUGUUUAGCCUUUUGUUUUAGAUACUCCUAAAUUUUGGGGAGCAAUGCACUUGUGAUAUGUAGCCAAUUUUAAUUGCAUUGAUCUCUUGUGGAAAAAUGGAAGUUCAUUGCUUCGUUUAAAAAUUACCAGCCAUAAUGUAUACCAGUUAACUGUAACCUUAACAGGUGUAUCUAAAAAUCUCGGUAUUUUCACGAAUUGCUGGUAAAAAAUCAUCGAAAGGUUUAGAAACGUUUAUCUCCAUAUUGGUGUGAUACUGAUUCAAAUUUCCUGGGUAACUUUCGAAGCAGAGCAUGGACAACGUUCUUUGGAGAUUAAUACAUUACCAGAAAAUAGGGUUUUAACUAUAAUAGGAAAUCAAUGUUGGAAAAUAAGGUUGUAUCUAUAUUAAUAGAUUUACCGUUAUUUUUUAUUUUGUAGCUACUAGGCUUUUAAGGUGAUUCGUCAAGCUCAAGUGACGCGGUCGAACUGGCAUGCUAUAUAUCACAUGGAUUAGGUCGAACAUCUUGGCCGAUUUUUAAUCAUUAGGGACAAAAAGGAUGAUAGCCCCUGCGCAUGAGCCUAAAGAAUCAUUCUAAACCCAAAAAUUGGCAAAAUUUAAAAAAUUGAAAGCAGAACAGUGUUAAGAAAAAAACUUCACAUUCGAUACAGAAAUCAAUAGCUGUAUCGAAUUCAAGGUUUUUUUCCUAACACUAUUCUGCUUUCAAUUCUCUGAAUUUUGCCAAUUUUUGCGUUUAGAAUGCUUUUUUAGGCUCAUGCGCAGGGGCUAUUGUCCUUUUUGUGGCUAAAAAUUCAGAAUCUACCGAGAUUUUUGACCUAAUCAAUGAGAUGUAUCGCAUGCCAGUUCGACCAGGUCACUUGAGCUUGACGAAUCACCUUAAGAACUUUGUUCUUAAAUUCUUUUCUGGCCCAUUUAAAAUAAGCACAAAAUCAUCAUCCACCACAAAUGAUGAUUUACAAGGAAAAAUAACUGCUAGGGAAUCAUAUUGAUUUGUCUCAUACACAUGUAUGCAAUUGUAUGGCUUGUGGUGACAAAUUGAUUUUUGAGACUCAGGGAUGAAAAAUAUCGUUUAUAAUGUCAUUGUUGUCAAGACAUUCAAAAGAUGAUAAAAAAGAAAAAAAAAGAGAAAAAAACUGGUUUAAUCGGGACGGAUCUUUGUCUGGAAUUUUUUUCUUUCCGUUCAAUUUCAGGGAUCUAAUGAGACAUCUGAACAAAAAUAUCAGCUCACUCUUUAUUUUCUUACCUGUUUAUUUCUCUCAACUGUUUGUAUCACUAUUUUUGAGCACUAGGGAGACUGACUUCUUGCUCGCAAUUUGCGUCAUCCACUAACUUAAGGUGUCUCCUAAUCCUCUAACACUCCUUGUAGGUAUUUUCAAUACGAUGAGUUGCCCAAAAGUCCCACCUUUGGACAACUUAUCUCUACGUACGUCAAAACAAACAAUUUGAAAUCGCCAUUCUUAUUAUUGACUGGUAAUGGGCAAAGUAAUGGCAUUAUUUCAUAUAAAGAAACUCUCCCUUUAAAAGGAUAAAGACAGAAAUUCCCUACCGUUAAUAUUUUCGAGGCCUCUGCACUGUUUUACCUUGGAAAUAUUUCCCCAUCCGUCCAUCCCUCUUAUCACUUGUGCUUAAUGCUUUCCUGAAACAUCAGUCCUUUUACCUCAAUAAUUAUUGCAAUGUUGGUAAGCAGAACUUUAAUCUAAAAUCAGAGGUUCAAAAAAAUACGGGACUGCAAAUUGGAUUUUGUGUUGUUUUUUAAAAUAGUAUUUUUAAACAAAGCUGCUCCGUGCACUACCAUGUAACUUUGAAAGCGUCCUCUAUUUACUUUUUUUUGUUAGACAAGUAUUAAGAGUAUAAUUUAAUAUAAAUUACGUGCAAUGUACGAA